Messenger RNA from Fundulus heteroclitus (mummichog), 3390 nucleotides. Its product is annotated as indoleamine 2,3-dioxygenase 2. Gene Ontology annotation, molecular function: metal ion binding; L-tryptophan 2,3-dioxygenase activity; indoleamine 2,3-dioxygenase activity. Gene Ontology annotation, biological process: 'de novo' NAD+ biosynthetic process from L-tryptophan. The record is from RefSeq and is a predicted model, not a curated record. Bases 816 to 2045 code for a protein of 409 amino acids. Gene Ontology annotation, cellular component: cytoplasm. NCBI's taxonomy places the organism in Eukaryota, Metazoa, Chordata, Actinopteri, Cyprinodontiformes, Fundulidae. The transcript has 10 exons.
AACUGAACUGCCUAAAUGAGACCAAGAGGAACUUAAAUAGUGGCUGAUCAGUCCACAAAAGAAACACAUGGGGCAAAACAUACACAAACCUAACUAAACCAAAUGAAGCAAAACCCCGUUUCCCCCCAUAGCACUGAUGUGGUAUGGCCCAAAUCAGAUCAGCCCCUUGGCCACCUGCUGGUUCCUCAGCCAAGGGACUAGAGCAACUGAAACACUCAAACAGAGUAUAAGUUAAACAGAGUCAUAACAAAACAGGGUAAACAAAAAUGUGCACACUAAUUUUGAAAUAGAGUGUAAUGGUGAUAAAUAAAUUCCAAAUAAUGAAAUGGCUCUGUAUAUGAAACACUAUAUGAAAAAUAAACUAAAUUGCAUAAGUCAUAUUUGUCACCACAUCUAUGUGGCUGUAAAUGAAGCCACCACAAAGACAUUAGUAAAAAGGUUGUUGUACUGGUAAAAGUUAAUCACCAAUCACAAAUACAUGUGACACUUUUUUGUGUGUGCAAAUGUUUAAAAUAUUAACAAUUUCUGCUUUUUCACAGUUUGUAUCAUUUCUCCAUCAGCUGCCACGGAAUCGGAAAGUAUUCUGCCGACAACACAAAACUGGGAGUUUCUGCUUUUUGCUCUUUGAACUGACAUUACUGCACAAGAGAUCUGAUUGGCUAUUUGCGCUAGUGACAGUGUGAUAAAAAGGGAUGUGACAAAGGUAGUGAAAGCAACCUCAGAGCAGGUUUAACAAUUGAUAUCUCUGAGUCAGACACACGGAGGGAUUUUUCCUUCAAAGCCAAACUGCUUCAGUAGAGUACAGGGCAGAGCAUAUGGAGACAAACUACAGAGAAACACUGCAGGCGGACUUUGAUGCAUUUGAUAUAUCUGAAGAGCUCGGAUUUAUCCUUGAAGAGCCACUGACUCACCUUCCAGAUUAUUAUCGAGUGUGGAUGGACCUGGCAAAUAACCUGGCACAUCUGAUUGAGUCACGUAAACUACGAGAUCUUGUUCAUAAGAUGCCGGUUUUGAGUCCCCAUCUUUUAAGUAACCAUCGGGAGCUCAGGCUGGCCCACCUUGCCUUGGGGUUCAUCUGCAUGGGAUAUGUAUGGCAGGAGGGACAACAUGAGCCUGCACAGAUUCUCCCCAAAGCCCUAGCCUGGCCUUACUGGCUAAUAUCUCGCAGGCUUGGUCUGCCACCCAUCCUGACCUAUGCAGAUUCAGUCUUAGCCAACUGGAAAUUAAAGGAUCCAACAGGGGAUAUGGAAAUUGGGAACAUGGACUUGAUAUUUUCUUUUCCUGGAGGGGAGAGUUGCAGGGGAUUUUUUAUGGUGUCAUUGCUUGUGGAGAUGGCUGGAAGUUCAGGCAUAACGGGGGCCCUCGAGGUGAUGCACGCCAUGAAAAUCUCAGACCUAAUCGGCAUACAGAAAGGUCUAAUCAAAGUGACACAGUCUUUGAGGAAGAUGAAGGAAACCUUCCAACUCAUGCACAAUCACGUGGAGCCAAACGCAUUUCAUGGAACAUUGAGAAUUUUUGUCUCAGGGUGGCGAGACAACCCCAUGCUUCCAAGAGGGCUGCUGUACGAAGGCGUUAGCAAUGAGCCUAUUUUGCUGUCAGGUGGAAGUGCAGCUCAGAGCUCAGCCAUUCAAUGCUUUGACGCUUUGCUAUGCAUUCAGCAUGAGGGUGAGACAGGAGCCUUCCUGACACGCAUGCGAGAUUACAUGCCCCCUGCCCACCGUCAGCUGAUUGAAACUCUGUCUGUCUGUCCAUCGCUGCGAGAUUUCAUUACGACUUGCUCCAGCUCUGACCUCUGCCAGGCCUACAACUCCUGCGUCUCUGCGCUGGUGGAUUUGCGGAGCUAUCAUCUCAAUACUGUGGCCAAGUAUGUCCUUGUGCCGGGUAACCGUGCCAUAUCCAUGGGCUGCCCUCUCAGAGGGGUGGGCACAGCCCUCAACACCACUGGAACUGGUGGCUCUGAUCUCAUGGUCUUCCUCAAGAGUGUUCGUAACACUACUCAGAGAGCACUAAUCCUAGAAAGGCCCACGACUUCAAGAGAAACAUAAAUUGAGUAUUUAUAUUGUAGUGUGUUGUGCAGACAAUACAAAGUAUUUUUUAUAGACUGUAUUUAUAAAAUGUUGAACAAACAUGUAUUUACAAUUACCUGCGGGAUUUUUAAAAUACUUCAGUUAAAUGUGUCAAUUCUUGCAUCAGCAAACUCAUCAUGCGCUGCAAGACAGAAGGACGUUGUGAACGUAAGAGUAAACUGUAAUAACUGUGAGGUUCUGUAAGAGGAACUAAACAGCUGAACUUCUCAUUUAGCAACCACAAGUUUGACAGACAGUUGGUUACAUCAUGUCAUCAGCGUGGAGGGUAGGGUGAAACAGGGUGCCAGCAUUUAAACUCACUGUUUGUGCUUGACUUUAGCCGUUGCUAUGUUUUUCAAGAUAAUCCCACUCCAACAUGCAUAAUAUAAACUUCAAAAACACUCAUUGACUGAAUACUGAUUUGAAAGCAGAUUUCUACUCUCUUCUAAAUAAAUGUUCUAAAAGUCUGUUUAUGUGUUCUGCAGUUAACCUGAAAAAUAAUAUUUAUGAUCAAGUGAUGUGACAGAACAGACAUUCAAAAAGUAACUUUUUGCUGUAGGCAUUGAUUUAUUCUUGUUUGAUUUUUGACGCAAAUGUUUCUACCUCCUUCAGAUUUGUUGAUAUCAUGGGGUGGAUUUUUGUGUGCAGAAACAGUUACAAUUUCACAACUCAUUAUUAAAAUGCCACGGUUUUAUGAUGCAAAAAAGAGAUGCUGCAAGAAAUGGGACAAUGAUGAAGAUUUUUUUCUACCAUAGAAAUUCAAUGCAUCCUUUCCAUCUGAAGAAAAGUAACCCCAGAGCAUGAUGCUGCCACCAACAGUGAAGUGUUGCUUUGGGAAUGUGCCGUGUUGUUUUUUUGUGUCAAGCAUACACUUUGGAUUUAUGGUCCAAAGGUUGUUUUUUUUUUCAUCUCUCCAUAACACAUUCUCCCACUACAUAUGGGAAGAUUUUAGCUUUCAUUUGUUUUGCACCCCCAACUCCUUAGCCCAGACAUAUGGUGAACACAACAGACUGCCAUCCCACAUAACACACGAGUACUUCUUAUAAAUACCCGAACCUCCCGCACUGUUGCUGUUGGCCUGUUUGCACCCUCCCUGACCAGUUCCAGUCUUCUCUUUUCAUCAAUUUAGGAGAAAUGGACAGUUGUAAGUUCCCAUAUUUUGUUAUGGCAUUGGUUUAUGUCUUCACUGUGCCAUGUUGUAAAUACAGUGCUGUAAAUAGUUGUAUCCUUCUGCUGACUGACACCUUUCUAUAACAUGUUGAUCCAUUCUAGCCUCUCAAACUAUAACUUUACCUAAAGUUUGCAAAUAAAGAACUAGCCAACA